AAAAGUAUGAGCAGCUGAGAUUGAAUGACACUUUGUCACGAAGCUUCAGGAGGAACAAACGAGCCAUUAUCUCCGACUUUCUGGCCCUGCACCUGAACUCAACACGCACCUACAGCGACUGGAAGCUCGUGACUGCAGGUAUGUCUCAUUCUAAACCUCUGCUCAUCCCCUGGCUUCGGGCCCACAUUGACAGCACCAGGUAUCCUGGUGUCCAAUGGACAAACCUGGAGCGAACCGAGUUCUCCGUCCCGUGGAAACAUGCUUUAAGACAGGACUCCUCUGACACUGACAUUCUCAUCUUUAAGGCCUGGGCGGAGGUGAGUGGUAAUGGCCGGGCUCAGGGAGAUCCCUCAGUCUGGAAGAGGAACUUCCGCAGUGCCCUCCGAGCUAAAGGCUUCAAACUGGUCUCUGACAACAAGAAUGAUGCUGCUAACCCACAUAAAGUGUUUCACUGGCCGAAUGAGUCAGCAUCAAAAGCUAACUCUAGUGCUGGAUCCCAGGAUCAAGAUGACACAGAUCUGUUUGAGGAUAUUGGCCUUUCUACAGAAGAAAGCCAGGUUCUCCCAUGCUUGGAUGACUGCCUCUAUCUUCCAGGAGAGUUUUCAGAAUCUGCUGCCCACCAGGAUAUUCUCCAGGAGUGUCUAAAGGGACUGAGCAUUGGCCCUGAGACAGAGGGCACUGCAGGCUUUGAGCCUCCUCCCGAGCAACAGCAGCUCCAAAACCCAGUUGUGAUUGGAGGACAGGCGUUGCCUGGGCAACAGGAGUAUCCAGUAAUGUUUGAGGCUGCAGUCGGUGAAGCUGGGUUGCCUGAGCAACCGGCAUGUCCAAUGGAGGGAGCCGUGGGAGGGGCCUAUAAUGGGCAGUUUGCGGAGCAGUUCUUGGAUACCAUGAACAAGACCAGAGAUGGAGAUAAUUUCAAGACUCAAUUCAGGGUAUCGGUGUACUACAGAGGGGUGAAGGUGUUGGAGCAGCUGGUUGAGAAUGAAGCUGGAAUCCGCUUAGUCUACAGCCCUCAUCUCACCGGGACAGUUUUUGAUCAAGAGUCGGGCCUGUCUGUGAUCUCGCUGCCAACUCCUGGACCUAUGCUGGAUCAAACCCAAGCCAGACUGACCCAAUGUAUCCUGGACAAGAUGGGCGAUGGUUUGGACUUGGGGGUUUCGGGUCAUGUGAUCUACGGCCAUCGACGGGGGAUCAAAACAUUUUGGAGCUUCUCCAAGUAUGACAGUAGCAGACAGCCCAUAGAGCUUCCGAAACUGGAGCCUCAACCGCUGUACCUGUUCAAGGACUUUUUGCGAGGAAUAUUGGACUUCAUUGAAGGGAAAAAGUCUCCUCCCUGCUCCCUGUUCUUCUGCUUUGGGGAGAAGUGGCCUGAUCCAGACAACAGGCCUUGGGAGAAGAAACUCAUCACAGUGGAGGUGGUCCUGACUUCAAUGGAGUUACUGAAGAAUAUGGCUGUUGGAGGCGGCGCCUCCUCCCUGCAGUCUGUGGAGCUGCAGAUGUCACUUGAAGAGAUGAUGGAGCUGUACUGACACUUAGCUGUGCCUUAAGAAAACCACUGUUUACCCCCCAUUCUAUCCUAUUUCUACUACAUAUCUACUCUAAAUAGAACAAUUCAGGUAAUAAUAAUGUUUUUAGUCAUUUCUCUGGUAGGUUUGUUGGCUCUGCAUGAAAAAGGAAAGUAAAUAUGUUUCAGGUUUACAAUGUUUGAACACAAAUAUGUGCUUUUAAAUCAAUUUACUUUGAUAUUUUUACAUAAAAUAAUAAUGUGAUUUGACAGGACCUUUCUGACAUAUACUGAUCAUAUCGGUGCUGGUGUUACUAAGCUGCCUAGUUGCCUUUUGUUGCAAAGAAAAUGAGUAGUAAUUUAUGUAUGUAAGUAUGUGUAGCGUGUUUUUUCUUUGUUUGUUUGUUUUUUUUGCAAUGAAGCACAACAGCAGAUUUUCCAGACGGUAUGCAAUGUCAAUGUGCAAACAAUCCAGAGGCUGUCGGUCAUAUUGUUAAUGAUCGUAUUUGUUUACAGUAAUCAUUUGAAUGUGUCAGAAUAAAAGUGUAAAUAAAAUUCAUAUGUAGGGACAUUUAUAAUCAGAUAAACAAGUUUCAUUCAACAAAACUGAAAUACUGUGUGUACACUGAAAUAAGUAUACUGUAACAAUACUCAUGCCUUCAAUAAACAGUUUAAUUA
This is a messenger RNA of Larimichthys crocea (large yellow croaker), 2182 nucleotides long. It is a transcript of the gene irf3, whose product is annotated as interferon regulatory factor 3. Gene Ontology annotation, molecular function: protein binding; RNA polymerase II cis-regulatory region sequence-specific DNA binding; DNA-binding transcription factor activity, RNA polymerase II-specific. Lineage: Eukaryota; Metazoa; Chordata; Actinopteri; Sciaenidae. Gene Ontology annotation, cellular component: nucleus. Gene Ontology annotation, biological process: immune system process; regulation of transcription by RNA polymerase II. The record is from RefSeq and is marked provisional.